Molecule: messenger RNA, 1182 nt
Organism: Cantharellus anzutake
Lineage: Eukaryota; Fungi; Basidiomycota; Agaricomycetes; Cantharellales; Hydnaceae
Product: phosphatidylserine decarboxylase-domain-containing protein
Exons: 3
Coding region: 1-1182 (393 amino acids)
Biological process (GO): phospholipid biosynthetic process
Molecular function (GO): phosphatidylserine decarboxylase activity
Source: RefSeq, a predicted model, not a curated record
AUGUCCAGCAAUCCCUCAAUGCAGGCACGCCGAAUUACCGCUAUUAUCUCAUUCGAUACCGAACCGAUGUUGUGUACUCACCGAAUAGACCCCUCUUGUGUUGUCGAUGAGCUUAGGGACUAUCUCUGCAAUAACCCCGAAGCCCGGGAUGCAUUCGACUUGGGGGUCAAAAUUGCUAUUGACAUGAAUAUACCACAGUUGAAAAAAUUUAAUAUUUACGAUUUGGAGGGCUACUUUGAGUUCUGCGAAAGCUUUCUACAUUGGGUGCCUACCGAAACCUUUGACGGGAAGAACACUCCAAUCCUUCCUACCUCCAGGUCACCCUAUACCUGGCUUUCUCAGUGGAUCAUCCGAUUUGCGAAAGCAAUGGGCAGCAACUUGGACAAGCCUGAAUCUUUAACCCCAGAAUCGCUUGAAACUUUCCGUAAUUCUCCCAUUUACCACACAACCUGUCCAUGGACACCCCGACGACCACAGUGUCAUCAUCGAGAACAACAGUAUCGUUUGCCUCAAGCACAUCCCUUGGCCUAUCCGCCAAUUGUUGGUCGGCAGCCCCUACAAAUCCAAGUUCGGCGGUGGUGCUUUCAUUCCUUCCUCGCCCCGUACGACUAUCAUCGUCUGCAUGCUCCAGUUGCAGGAGAAGUGAUAAAAGCGAGAGUUAUUCCAGGUCUCUGCUACCUCGAGGUAGACGCGACAACUGAUGGCGACAGGAAUGCCUGUCUAUCGAUGAAGCGGGCCCUUCCUGCGGCAAGGUCAGGUCCUGGAGCCCCUAAGGGCCCGGGUGGCGUAAUCCACACCGGGAGCGACAUUUUGGCUCCUAACACUCCCGGUUACCAAUUCCUCCAAGCACGGGGACUAAUCGUGAUCAAGGAUCCCGACACCGGCCUCGUUGCUGUGUUACCCAUCGGAAUGUGCCAAGUCUCCUCCGUUGUACUCACAGUUAAAGAUGGCGAUACACUGAAGAAAGGAGAUGAAAUUUCUUACUUCCAAUGUGGUUACGUGAUGCUCUUCCAGAGGAAAGCAAACGUCGGAUUCACGACCUCCCACGGUCAGCAUUAUAACGUUGGUAUCCAAGUCGCCAGGGCUUUCCCCGACGGGAUACCGCAGGAAGGCUUCAAGCCUGCUCCCAAGUGUCAUAAACAUAUCAAGCGUCCCGAGUCCGCUCUUCCUAAUGGCCACUGA